AUGGCUCCCCAACGACUGUCCCACGACUCUCUUUCCUCCGUCUCGACGACGAGCCUAGUCUUCGAGCGACUCGGCGAGAGGGAAAAACCCAACGGCAACCUGUCCGACUUCAACAACGAGGACCCCCUCAAAGAUGGCUCUGACGAUGACGAGCGAGGUGCCUUCUUGGCCUCGGCUGCCAGCCAGAGGAGAGUCGGGAUGGACAGAAAACUGAAACGGAUAAUAUUGAUUCUGGCGGGCGUCUUCGUGGCAGUCUGGCUGGUUGGGCUGGUGACUUACGUCUCGUCAAAAUCAUACCAACAUGCCUCCGAGAAAGAACACGACCCCGCCGCAACAAAUUCCCGCGGUCAUGGCAAGAAGCUCACCAUAGAUCAGGUGAUGGCUGGUUACUGGCGGGCGGAAAGCCACGAGAUAAGUUGGAUUGAAGGCGCCAAUGGAGAAGACGGCUUGCUGCUGGAACGGGCGGCCCGCGGGAAGGACUACCUAGUCGUGGAAGAUGUCCGCAGUCAGAAUGGAGAGCAUACCGACGCUAGGCGAUCGGUAGCUUCGUCCCAGACGCUGAUGAAGAACGCCUGGUUCAAUGUUGGUGGGAAGCAGUUGACACCAGAACAGGUCUGGCCUAGCCCCGACUUGAAGAAAGUGCUCAUUGCGACCGACACGAAGUCUAUCUGGAGACACUCAUUCACAGGGAAAUACUGGAUAUUUGAUGUGGACACCCAAACCGCCGAGCCUUUGGACCCCAACAAUUCCGAUCUCAGAGUGCAGCUUGCUCAAUGGAGCCCCAAGAGUAACGCUGUUGCCUAUACCCUCGCCAACAACCUAUACGUGCGAAAGCUCGAAAGCAACAAUGUAGUGCAGAUCACCAAAGACGGUGGCCCGGAGUAUUUCUACGGUAUCCCGGAUUGGGUGUACGAGGAGGAGGUCUUUGGUGAUAACAGCGCGACGUGGUGGUCCGGCACCGGUGAUUUCAUGGCGUUUCUCAGGACAAACGAGACAUCCGUUCCCGAGUAUCCAAUCGAGUUUUUCAUCGAAAGACCCAGUGGCGAUGAGCCUCCAGCAGGACAAGAGAGCUACCCCGAAGUGCAACAACUCAAAUAUCCGAAAGCUGGCUCGCCCAACCCAUUCGUCGAUCUGCUCUUCUACGAUAUGGUCAAAGGCGAUGUCUUCUCUGUUGAGAUCGACGGCGGUUUCGAGCCCGAAGACCUCUUGAUCACCGACAUCACGUGGGCUGGGAGCAAGGUCCUCAUCAAGGAGACCAACCGCGUUAGUGACAUCAUGCGAGUCAUCCUCGUCGAUGUCAUCGCACGUACCGGCAAGACCAUCAGGACUGUUGAUGUAGGCAAGAUUGAUGGUGGCUGGUUCGAAAUAUCUCAUGAUACUACAUACAUCCCUGCUGACCCUACCAACGGGAGGCCAGACGAUGGCUAUAUCGAUACAAUCAUAUCUGGGAACUGGGACCACAUGGCCUACUAUAGUCCUUUGGACGCUGACGAGCCCGUCAUGCUGACCUCUGGAGAUUGGGAAGUUGUGGGCGCACCAUCGGCAGUCGACCUAAAGAACAAUUUGGCAUAUUUCGUCGCGACGAAAGAAUCAUCGAUCCAACGGCAUGUUUACAGCGUCAAGUUCGACGGGUCGGAUUUGAAGGCGAUCACAGAUACGAGCAAGGAGGGCUACUACGAUGCAUCAUUCUCAAGCAAAGCCGGAUAUGCCCUCAUCACCUGCAAGGGGCCCAACGUGCCGACGCAGAAGGUUAUGAGCACACCAAGCAAUGCCGAAUCUUAUGAGCAUGUAAUUGAAGAAAAUAAGGACUUGGCAGACAAGGCCAAGAAACAUGAGCUUCCUCUCUUGGAAUACGGGACAAUUACUGUCGAUGAUGUCCAGCUCAACUACCUCGAACGUCGCCCUCCACACUUCAACCCGAAGAAGCGGUACCCCGUCCUAUUCCAACAGUACUCCGGUCCAGGGUCUCAAUCUGUCGAGAAGAGAUUCAGCGUCGAUUUCCAAUCUUAUAUCGCCGCUAGCCUCGGCUACAUCGUCGUGACAGUCGAUGGACGGGGUACCGGCUUUAUUGGGCGCAAGGAGCGCGUGAUUGUGCGUAAGAACCUAGGUAAAUGGGAAGCAUACGACCAAAUCGCAGCAGCAAAGAUCUGGGCCGCAAAGUCGUAUACGGACGAAACCCGUAUCGCGAUAUGGGGCUGGUCAUACGGGGGCUUCCAGACCUUGAAGACGCUCGAGCAAGACGCAGGCCAGACCUUCCGCUACGGCAUGGCUGUGGCGCCCGUAACUGACUGGCGGUUCUACGACAGCAUCUACACGGAGCGAUACAUGCUCACGCCGCAGCAGAACAAGGACGGCUACGACGACACCGCCAUCAGCAACGUCACUGCACUAGCAAAUAACGUGCGGUUCCUGAUCAUGCACGGCGUGGCCGAUGACAACGUGCACAUGCAGAACACACUCACUCUGCUGGACAAGCUUGAUUUGGCGGGAGUAGAGAAUUACGACCUACACAUGUUCCCAGACAGCAACCACGGGAUCUAUUUUCACAAUGCGAACCGAAUUGUCUAUGAUAAAUUGAAUAACUGGCUCAUCAACGCCUUUAAUGGCGAGUGGCUCAAGAUCACGGACGCGAAGCCUCUGCCAGCCAAGGCAAAGAAAAGAGGCACGGAAGAAUUCAUGUUUGCGGUGGAGGACAUCAGGAGAAGGUCGGGAAUGACGGUCACCGCUAGGAAUUCGUUGCUACUGUCAGGUUUGUCUGGUUAA
Messenger RNA from Anthostomella pinea, 2763 nucleotides. The record is from the annotation of a GenBank genome assembly. Lineage: Eukaryota; Fungi; Ascomycota; Sordariomycetes; Xylariales; Xylariaceae.